AUGGCUAGAAAGAAGUCUGCUGCCAAGAAGGCAAGAGAAGCUGCUGCUAAGCAAGCAAAUGAACUAAAUGAUAAGCCUACUUCAGUUGACGAACCAAAAGUAGAAGAAGUAGAAGAAAUCAAGAAACCUGCUAAAGAUGAAAAACCAAAACAGAAAGAAGUAGAAGAAGAAGAAUAUGAUGAUGAGCCUGAAUCAUCAUCAUCUGAAGAAGAGGAUGAAUUUGGUGAUUUGAUUACAGAAGAUGUUGAAACAGGUAUUAAUAAAGUUUUGGAAACCAUUAGAACAGAUCCAUCUAAAUUAUUAGACCCUGAAGUUAAAUUUUUUGAAGAUCCUGAAAAAGUUGAAUAUUCAGCCAGGAAGGAAAAACAUAAACCAUUGUAUAUAAGUGAUUAUAAUCGUAUGAAUUUAUUGGAUGGUGGAUAUAAAGAAUUCGAUGAAAAGGAAACAGUGGAUGGACAAAAAUCAUUUGCUGCUGUUCAAAAAGAAGAAAAAGAUCAAAUAUUGGCAGAAAUUAAAAAUGCAUUUAAUGAAGAAAUGGAAGAAAAUGAACAAGAUGGAGAAGACGACGAUGAUGGAUUUUUGAAAAAGAAAGAACCUAAAGAAAAGAAAAAGGAAGAAGAAGUUGUUGCACCGGGAUCUAAUUUACCAGAUCCACAAAAGGAUCAACAAGGUUUCUUAUCUGCUUUCCUUGAUCAACAAGCAUGGAUUCCUAAAAAAGGGGAUAAAGUUAUUAACUUAGACAGAAUUGAUCAAGAAGAUGAAGAAGAUUUUGAUAAUGCUGUAGAAGAUUUCGAAAAUGCUUAUAAUUUUAGAUAUGAAGAUCCAAAUUCUGCCGAAAUUGUCAGUUAUGCACGUAAUCAAGCUACUUUAAGAAGAUCAAAGACAAAUUCUCGUAAGAGACAACGUGAAAAGAAACAAGAAUUGAAACGUCAAGAAGAAGAAAUUGUUCAAAAUAUGCUUAAAAAGAAGAAGACUUCUAAAGUUAAUAAAGUUUUGGAUAGAUUGACAAAAAUCAAAGAAGCCGUUGGUGAUCAAGUUAGUGAUGAAACUAUUGAAAGAGUGUUUGGUGAUGCAUUAUUACAAGAUGAUUUUGAUGAUGCUGAUUGGGAUAGCAAAAUGGCUGAAAUUUUCAAUGAACAAUAUUAUAAUGCUGAAAUAGAAAAACCUACCUGGGAUGAUGACAUCAUGGAUGACUUUAAUCAAGGUAAUGAUGCUGAUGAUGAUAGUGAUUUAGAAGAUGCUGAUGCCGAAGAAUAUUCAGCACAACAACAGGAAGAAGAAGACGAUCAUGAAGAAGGACCAUCUAGAAAGAAAACCAAGAAAGAAAUACUUAAAGAAAAGAAAUCUGCCAAGAAAGAAAAAGAAGCUCUUAAAGAAAAGGCACAAGCCAUUGUUGAAGCAAAUACAUUAAAGAUUAGAGAUGAAGUUGAAGAAGAAAGAGGACGUCAAAGAGCUAAAGAAGAUGGUGAAGUUAAAUUUAAAUAUCGUGAAGUUUCUCCAGAAGCUUUUGGAUUGACAACUAGAGAUAUCUUAUUGGCUGAUGAUAAACAAUUGAAUAAUUUCAUUGGUAUUAAGAAAUUUGCACCUUAUAGAGCAAAAGAAUUAAGAAUGAAAGAUAAACGAAAAUACACCAAAAAGAAACAUUUGGAAGAAUGGAAAAAGGAAACAUUUAGAAAUAUUCAUAUACCCGAAGAGGCAAAAGAUGGUGAAAUUUGGAUUCCUGAUGAUUCAGAACCAGUAGAAUCCAAAAAGAAACACAGUAAAAAGAAAGACAAAAAGAGAAAAUCACAUUCAUAG
This is a messenger RNA of Candida tropicalis MYA-3404, 1797 nucleotides long. RefSeq lists its product as uncharacterized. The coding region runs from base 1 to 1797 and encodes 598 amino acids. Gene Ontology annotation, biological process: endonucleolytic cleavage in ITS1 to separate SSU-rRNA from 5.8S rRNA and LSU-rRNA from tricistronic rRNA transcript (SSU-rRNA, 5.8S rRNA, LSU-rRNA). Lineage: Eukaryota; Fungi; Ascomycota; Pichiomycetes; Serinales; Debaryomycetaceae. The transcript has a single exon. Gene Ontology annotation, cellular component: 90S preribosome; nucleolus. The record is from RefSeq and is a predicted model, not a curated record.